This is a messenger RNA of Scylla paramamosain (green mud crab), 683 nucleotides long. RefSeq lists its product as uncharacterized. NCBI's taxonomy places the organism in Eukaryota, Metazoa, Arthropoda, Malacostraca, Decapoda, Portunidae. The transcript is spliced from 5 exons. Bases 162 to 683 code for a protein of 173 amino acids. The record is from RefSeq and is a predicted model, not a curated record.
AAGAGCGGCGUCGCCAUCAUUCCUAUCCUGUCAGCUACGACAAUUCUUAACCGUUUGCUGAAACGUGGUGAAAAUGUUUCAAGUCAUUCAAUGUGCGAGAACUGUCCAAACCGCAGUAAUAAUCGGCGUGAUGUAAUGUACUUCCAGUGAUAAGCGUGGUGAUGGUGGCCCUCAGCUGCGGCGAGGCGGAGGACCAAGCAGCGCUUCUCAGGGUGACGCCGCUUGCCGCCACUCUCUUCAAGUAUGAAGCAGAACCUCUGAGUUUCCCAACUAGGAUGGUGAACAACCUUCAGCACCACAGGGAGAAAAGACAAACCACAUCUGACUACACUCUUGAGGCCGACACCAGUGAAGCAAUAAACUUUAUAUCCUCUGAAGAACUUCAAGGAGACAACCUCCACUCGACAGAUUUAACACAGCUAACAGAGAAUAGCAACAACAUCCGCAAUAAUGGCUUCAGUGGUUCACAACUCCAUAAGGGGGACAUUGCACCAAUACCGUAUGAUAAUCUGGGUUGGUUCUCCAAGACUGUGGAGCUGGCUAUGGACGGGUCACUCUAUGUUGGCCUUGCACUAGGGAUCAUGUUCAUUGCCGGCACGCUGCUGUCUGGAGCUAUUGGGCUGUUUGGAGACACCUGUCUCAUCUGCUCUUUUAUAGGUUAUGCUAACACUGUGGCCCCAUAA